Molecule: messenger RNA, 2433 nt
Organism: Porites evermanni
Lineage: Eukaryota; Metazoa; Cnidaria; Anthozoa; Scleractinia; Poritidae
Source: the annotation of a GenBank genome assembly
AUGGGUCUGGUAAGUUCCAUAUUGGCGGGGUUAACAACCUGAUGUAAUUGAUCCGUUGACCAUAAAUUGACGAAUAAAGAGAACAUAAAAGCGAAUCUAUUAAACUUUUUCUUAUUUCCUUAAUGGAAUAGCCGUUCCAUCAUUUCUGGUGUGUUAUGUUCACGUGGUAUCAGCUAAAGAAACGAAUUUGAAUGGAAUAAAAGUAGGCGGGUUAGAAUUAACGCUUUUGAAAUAAAGUGCGAAAGAAAAAAUUUUAAAAUAUCAUGGACGGAGCACAGAACAAAUAAGUCAAUUGGGAAGGAAUUCAAAAUGGAAGAUCAAUGGUUAGAGAUCUUUAUAAAUAAACAAAAGCUGAAGUACUAAUCGGAUGCGAUAUUACUGAAGAGAACAGUAUUCUGGAUGGAGAUGAUUGUCGUGAGAUGAUUGUCGUGAAAAUGAGCGGGGAAGCCGAAUUAAUACCCCAUUCCUGAUCCUGUUAGUCUGACAGCAACAGGAAGGAUUAUGACUCACAAAUGCAUGAUAUUGAAUUAACUUAACUACUUUGUUUCAUCCAGGAUCCUACAACUUUUGACUUUGCUUUCAAACAUACUGGGAAGCUUGAAGGAAAUUCUGCGCUCCGCUACACUUACUACCCAAAAGCUGACCCUACAAAGGUGAAACCUGGUCAGCUUCGUUGCGCGGAACACACUGACCUCGGGAUCAUAACGAUGCUAUAUCAAGAUGAAUUAGGAGGUUUGGAGGUGAGACAUUAACAGAAACUAAUAUCAAACCAGUGACGGUCGCUUCGACUGAGUGUCGCCACCUACUGGUUUCCUCUCGAAAUGACGUCUGAGAAACGCGCGCAGAAAUUCCAUACUGAUGACGCGUCGUGGUUGAGCCGCGUAGGAAAUUUGCUUCAACCAAUCAGAAAAUGCGUCAUCAGUAUGGAAGUUCUGCGCUCGUUUCUCAGACGUCAUUGGCCGGAAACAAGCUUUGGCGUCGCGAAAUGUCAACUGUUUAGGCGAGGAGAGCCUUCUGAAUUUUGAAAACUUUCUGCUCACCCUAGCUCUCCGCGUUUAUGAGCUCGACGAUUACACAAAGGAAACUUUUGCGAACUUGUGAAGGAGAGAUGUCUAGAAUUGCGAAGUAUUUUGUCAUGUAAAACAGUCGGCGUAAGUGACCUCUGAGCGAAACAACUACAGUAUUUCACUUCAGACCCUUAAUCUUCGACCCAUUUUUGGAAUUUCCAGUAUUAGAGGAUUAGAGAAAUGAAGCCGGAAUGUAAGCAGUGGAAAUCUGAAUAGUAAAAAGCCGAACUAAAAUGUACUUCUUUACUGAAAUAUCUCUCUUUCUUUUCCAACAGUUUCUAUCCGCUGAGGGGAAAUAUGUUCCUGCAGUUCCCAUCAAAGGAUCUAUUUGCAUUAAUAUUGGAAACAUGAUGCAGAAGUUGACAUCAGACAGGCUUAUCGCAGGGGUAACGGUUUUAUGUUUAUUUUUUCAACAUUUUUUGUUAAACUGUACAGUGACGCAAAAGUAGCUUUUUUGGAAUCAGAUUACCUAUAACAGAUAAAAAUUGUCUCGGACCCCACUGGGGCAGACUGGGCGCGAUUAUUGCGGGCGACAAGAGGGGUCCACAAUCCUAAUCUCCAGGUUGCUAUUGCGUAUGUUCGGCACUUCGUCUGGACUUCCACUAAAAAUGAAUGGAAUACACAGAACACAAUCUCAUAACGCGCGUUUUGACCAUAUCAUAUCACGUAGAACUUUCGCAAAGCACAGCGUUGAAGCAAAAGCGUUUUAACAGUCGAUCGCCUGCACACCGUAACCUUCGGUUAUUACUUAUUUGGCUAACCAUAACCUUAGAGCAAAGUACUUCGGGUCAAGCUAACGUAAUAAUAAUCUCCCUGCAUAUAACUCAUAUUACUCUACCUUACUAUAUUACUUUGGUUUCAAACUUCGAGCCUCCGAGACGCAAAAUCACCCGAGAUCUCCCGAAAUCGGGCCAAAAUUUUCCGAGACCCACUUUUUUUGAGGAGCUAUUCUAUGACCCGACCUUUAUAUGAUAAACGUUUCGUCCCAUGUAAUUGAAAGGUAAUCCAGAUUCCGGAAACGUUUUGCUUGUAGAAUCCAGACUUCUGGGCUUUGGAAUCCGGAAAAAGCUCUAGGAAUCCGGAAUCCCGCUAUAACGAUUGGAAAACGGAAUCCAAGUUCCAUUGACGAGAAAACGGAAUCCAUCGAUCACCUGGAAUCCAGAAUCUAUCACCUGGAAUCCGAAAUCUAUCACCUGGAAUCUGGAAUCCAUCACCUGGAAUCCAGAAUCCGUCACCUGGAAUCCGGAAUCCAUCACCUGGAAUCUGGAAUCCAUCACCUGGAAUCCGGAAUUCACAGCAUAGAAUCCAGAAUCCAAGACUGUCUUGGAUUCCCUUACAUGGUGCAAAACUUUAUUCCAUUCACUAA